UCACGGUGCAUAAACCCUCACAGCACAUAGAGCUCCGCUUAGCUCCUCGCCAUUCCGGCUGCCAUUGUCCAGACUUCCGACCGAUCAUGGCCAACUGGUGGCGCUCCGCCAGAACGAACCUCAGGUUGGCGGCAUUUUCAGGAACUAAAUCGGAAUCGUUUCCAUUUUCAUCAUUUCGAGCUGCUUACCAUACGAUCCAAGCAAUUCCUAGAGAGUGCAGCGGCCGCAAAAUUUCGAGCAAAGAUAGAGCUCAAGGAAGAAUACCCGCUGUCGUUUUCAGUCAACAAAUCCUUGAGAAAAACUCAGUCCACGGAUCGCCGUCGCGAAAGCAUCUGCUCACUACAGAGCGAAAGCAAAUCCACUCCAUUCUCAAAUCCGUUGAGCUUCCUUUCUUUUGCUCCACUAGGUUCAAACUUCAGAUUCGUGCUGGUUCCGGGUCUUCCGUACUUCUUGAAUCAGGAUCCAUCCUUCCAAUUAAAAUUCAUAGGAAUGAAGAGACAGGGAAGAUCUUCAAUAUUGUGUUUGUAUGGGCUGAUGAAGGCUCGGAGUUGAAGGUAGAUGUGCCAAUUGUUUUUAAAGGCGAAGAGGCUUGCCCUGGUCUUCAGAAAGGAGGUCAACUGAACAAGAUAAGAACUAGCCUGAAAUAUCUUUGCCCGGCCGAACACAUUCCCUCAAAGAUUGAGGUGGAUGUAAGUAAUCUGGACAUUGGGGAUAGAAUUUUCAUUCGCGAUGUAGACGUCCAUUCUUCUAUGAAGCUACUUAGCAAGAACGAAGUAAUGCCUAUAUGUAAAAUAGUCACAAUCAAGUCUGAAACUGCAAACACAGAAACUUCAGCAACUUCAGAAACAUCAGAAACUUCAUGACGGCAGAUUCGUUGGAAACAUAUUUGUGUUUAGAAGCUUUUGGUCUACUAAACAACUGAUGAUUGAAGAGACCAAAGACUAACAUCUACUUGGCAUCAAGUUCGUCCUCUAUUUGGAAGAUGUUAUGUGUUUAAGAUCUAAAUUUGUCAUGUUCUUUGUAUAAAUUUGGAACUGUUUUUCUCUAUUUCGAUUCCUACCGACUUUUGAUGCACUAGCUGAGAAUUUUGAUAAAGCUCAGGUUCACAUGAGAUCUCUUUCUUGCUGGAUUAAAAGUAUCGACAGAAGAUAAAUGCUUUUUUAAAAGAGAUUAUUGCCUCAAUCAUUAUUGUUGGAAGAAUAAAGAACAAUGAUGCCCCAGAGUAUAUUUUAGUUCAA
Messenger RNA from Cucumis sativus (cucumber), 1238 nucleotides. RefSeq names its product 50S ribosomal protein L25. Gene Ontology annotation, molecular function: structural constituent of ribosome; 5S rRNA binding. The transcript is spliced from 3 exons. Gene Ontology annotation, cellular component: cytosolic large ribosomal subunit; ribosome. The record is from RefSeq and is a predicted model, not a curated record. NCBI's taxonomy places the organism in Eukaryota, Viridiplantae, Streptophyta, Magnoliopsida, Cucurbitales, Cucurbitaceae. Bases 87 to 863 code for a protein of 258 amino acids. Gene Ontology annotation, biological process: translation.